Messenger RNA from Ictalurus furcatus (blue catfish), 1601 nucleotides. It is a transcript of the gene cirbpb, whose product is annotated as cold inducible RNA binding protein b. Bases 104 to 715 code for a protein of 203 amino acids. Gene Ontology annotation, biological process: positive regulation of mRNA splicing, via spliceosome. The transcript has 7 exons. Gene Ontology annotation, cellular component: spliceosomal complex. The record is from RefSeq and is a predicted model, not a curated record. NCBI's taxonomy places the organism in Eukaryota, Metazoa, Chordata, Actinopteri, Siluriformes, Ictaluridae. Gene Ontology annotation, molecular function: RNA binding.
AUGAGGCCCGGUUGUUCAUAUAGCGACGCCAUUUUAAAUCCGGUCUCAUCUCUUGCGCACUUGGUAGCAGUUUGUGUGCGUUGCUUCAGGGAAUUGCUGAAAGAUGUCUGACGAGGGGAAACUUUUUAUUGGUGGACUCAGCUAUGAGACCACGGAGCAUUCCCUCGAAGAGGCUUUUUCCAAAUACGGCACCAUCGCCAAAGUCGAUGUCAUCAGAGAUCGUGAGACUGACAGAUCCAGAGGUUUUGGGUUUGUUACAUUUGAAAAUCCAGAUGAUGCAAAGGAUGCGAUGGCUGCCAUGAAUGGAAAGACUGUUGAUGGCAGAACGAUUCGUGUUGAUGAAGCUGGUAAAUCUGGCGGUCGAUCUGGUGGGUUCAGAGGUUCUGGUGGCAGGGGAUUUUUCAGAGGCAGCCGAGGAAGAGGAGGUGGUGGGUAUGGCGGUGGUGAACGUAGUUAUGGCGGUGAGAGGAGCUACGGCCGUGGCAGUGGUGGUUAUGGUGGUGGUGACCGUAGUUAUGGAGGCAGAGAUCGGAGUUAUGGCAGUGGUGAAAGGAGCUAUGGCGGCGGUAGUGGCUACUCCAACAGGAGUGGAGGCUACUCGGGUGGUGGUGGAGGCGGUGGAGGAUACAGAGACAACAGGAACCAGGGUGGUUAUGAGCGUUCUUCUUUUGGCUCCUAUAGAGACGGCUAUGACAGCUAUGCUACACACGAGUAAAAAAAAGUCCUGAUUCCAAGAUCAUCCCUUCGCUGGCUGUGUUAGAUGUGCUCUUCGAAGACUCUUGAUUUUUCACUUUGUUUAAUUUCAGUUUUACUAGUUGUAACACUCUCCUACAUAAAAUACAAGAUGCUAUCAGUUUUUUAAAACAAUUAUUUUCGUGUUCAAGCUGUCCUGAGAUGGUGUCAUUCUUUUGGGCAAUUUCUGUAAACAUUUGAGCCCGUUUUUAGAUUGCCUGUAUCUUCAGUUACCACUUGUUUGCUCUUGUUUCUCUAAUGAAAUCUGUUUUUUGAACCAUGCGUGAAUUCUCUAAUCAGUUCAGCACAGCCUGAUAGCUUCUAAAACCGAUUUGAAGUGAAACUUUGGACCAACAUAUACAGUUACGAAUGGAUUGCUGUGAAAAAGACGGUUGCUAUGGAAGAAGCAGAGUCUUACUUGGAAUUACCUGCUUCUAAAAAUUGAACUACAUCAGUCUCUCAAAAGAAGCUUGCCACGCUGUGAUGUGCUUUUAGUGGCUUGAAGUCCUUGUGUAAUGCAUUCCUUUAGUAAAGCAGGGUAGGCAUGCUAAUUUUGAGCUCACAGCUCUAGCAAGCCACCUUGGUGUUGCUAAAGAUUUGUAAAGUAUUCAGUUCCCAAAGAGUGAACUACUCUGACCGGUGCUGCCUCAGAUUAGGAGUUGAUUGAGCUCAAGGUGGCCCAAAGUACUUUGCUCUUUGUGACUUUUGAAUAAAUAAAAAAAAAGUACUGCUUGGAGAUCAGUUUUUUUAUAUCCAUGUCAAGAUUUUGUUCCUUUGGGGAGAGAAAUGUGCUGUUUUGUGUAUCAACACCUAUAUUUUCUUUUGUUAAAUUGGCUUCAUGAAGCCCAUUAAACGAAUUUCUGAACAUG